This is a messenger RNA of Prorocentrum cordatum, 972 nucleotides long. The record is from the annotation of a GenBank genome assembly. Lineage: Eukaryota; Dinophyceae; Prorocentrales; Prorocentraceae.
AUGACGGGCCCCAUGAGGCCGAAGUCGAAGGAGCAGUGCCCGGAUGGAGGAAGGCACGACGCUGUCGGAGACCCGGGAACGUGCCGAGGUCACGGUGGCGGCUUCACCGCGAGCAGCCUGACCUGCGUGGUGCUGUGCUGCGGUCUGGCCUCCUUCGCCUCCGCGGCCGCGGUGCUCGUGUGCCUGCGUGCGCCCGCGGGGGCCGAGGGCCAGCCCCCUCGAGGCCCCAGGCCCAGGGAAGAGGGCGAGGCCCUCCGGGCGCUGCUGCUCAGCUCGGAGAGACCUCCGCGCGGGCAUCCGAAUGAUUACGUUUCUGCAGUUUUGUCGUCCUCCGCCAGCGGCAGCACCUUGGGAGAGACGAAGGGCACCCCACAGAAGGUCGAGGGGCCACAGCCAGAAGCCAGAACUUCGUGGAGUGUGGUCGCCCCUGCGAUGGUCAUACAUUUCCUCUACGUCUUCGCGCGGGCCUGCGUCGACUGCUUCUUCGUCGUGUUCUGCGCUGAGCGCUUCGGGCUGCAGCCCGCCGCGCUCGGCCGGCUGAUGACGGCGCAGGCUUUCCUGAUGUUUUUAAAUUCCACGGUCCUGUACAAGCGGAUCGUGCGCGCCACCGACGUGCUCAGCACCGCUGCGGCCGGGAUGGCGAUCGUCUGCCUCAGCCUGCUGGGCCUCGGCCGGGCCGAGUCGGUGUCGGCCCUCGUCUGGACGAUGGUGCUGUACGCCAUGGGCGCGCCCCUCUUCAACCCGAGCAUCACAAUACUUCUGGUGCGCCUGGUGCCCCGUCGGCGGCGCGGCCGGGUGCUGGGGCUGGACCAGGCGGGGUGCUCCGUGUUCCGGAUCCUCUCGCCGGCGCUGAUGGGGCUGCUCUUCCGGGACAGUCUUCCUGCCACGUUCGUGGCCUCGGGCGCUGUGAUGUUCGUCGCCGCACUGCUCGCCACGCUCCUGCGCAGCAGCGUCCCCGCGGCGCGCGGCUGA